UGCUCCGUUUUAUCCUCAAUCAAUCACGCGCUCUUUCAUGGCUCCUCUUAAACCUUCUCCUCAACUCUAGUCUCCGAAAGUCCAAAAAGCUUAACUUUACCCCCGGAGACACCAUAAUCUUCCGUAUAUCCAUCACAUGGCGCGCCGAGCCCUCCCGAUCCUCAAGCAGCUCACGGACAGGCACCCCGCGUGGACCCGAUCCGUGACCUACAUGCCCCGACCCGGCGACGGGGCGCCACGCGCGGUGACUUUGAUCCCCGGGGACGGCGUGGGGCCUUUGGUGACGAACGCGGUGGAGCAGGUGAUGGAGGCAAUGCACGCGCCGGUGUACUUCGAGCGCUACGACGUGCACGGCGAUAUGAGCCGUGUCCCACAGGAAGUGAUCGAGUCGAUCCAGAAGAACAAGGUGUGCCUGAAGGGCGGGCUCCGGACGCGGGUCGGUGGCGGAGUGAACUCGCUCAACGUGCAGCUCCGGAAGGAGCUCGACCUCUACGCCUCGCUCGUCCAUUGCUUCAAUCUCCCUGGGCUUCCCACUCGCCACGAGAAUGUGGAUAUCGUUGUGAUUAGGGAGAACACCGAGGGUGAAUACUCCGGCCUCGAGCACGAGGUCGUCCCCGGCGUCGUCGAAAGCCUCAAGGUGAUAACAAAGUUCUGCUCAGAACGCAUUGCAAAAUACGCGUUUGAGUAUGCUUACCUAAACAACAGGAAAAAGGUGACGGCCGUGCACAAAGCCAACAUCAUGAAACUCGCAGAUGGUUUAUUUUUAGAAUCUUGCCGGGAGGUUGCAACCAAUUAUCCUGGUAUUAAGUACAAUGAGAUCAUCGUGGACAACUGCUGCAUGCAACUUGUUUCAAAGCCCGAGCAAUUCGAUGUUAUGGUGACUCCCAAUCUUUACGGCAAUCUAGUGGCAAAUACAGCAGCUGGUAUUGCUGGAGGCACUGGUGUAAUGCCAGGAGGCAAUGCGGGGGCUGAUCAUGCCGUGUUUGAGCAAGGUGCUUCAGCAGGAAAUGUGGGGAGUGAAAACAUAACGCAUCAAAAGAAGGCAAACCCCGUAGCUUUGCUCCUCUCAUCAGCCAUGAUGCUCAGGCACCUCCAGUUUCCUUCAUUUGCCGAUCGGCUCGAGACUGCUGUGAAGCGUGUCAUCUCUGAGGGCAAAUACCGUACAAAAGAUCUUGGUGGAGACAGCACCACCCAAGAGAUUGUCGAUGCCGUCAUCGCUAAUCUGGACUGAUUGGUUAGGAAUUACCACCUUAUUUCUCGGCUUUCGCUUGCCUCUGCUGGUUUCGCCCAACCGUUCUCGAACCGUUUGAUUUAUACAGCUUGUUCCAUAUUCAUUGGUAGGUUAUGUUGCUUGUCUGGAAGUGUGAAUAUCUCUAGUGACGUGAGUAAUCAAAAUGGUGAGUGUUGCAAUAAAAAAUUCUCUUGAGAGUUUUCUUCUUACAUUUCUGAAUUUGAUGAAAGGUUAUUAUUAAACAUUGUUUCUCCCUUCCUACAAGCCGAAUGUCAUUCAUUUCAACUCAAAUUUGUUCGUCUGCUGCAACUUUACCCCUCAUAUUUCCUUUAGAAAUAAAAGAAAAUUGUGCAUUUGAUACUC
Alnus glutinosa is the source of this 1594-nucleotide messenger RNA. Its product is annotated as isocitrate dehydrogenase [NAD] regulatory subunit 1, mitochondrial. The transcript is spliced from 4 exons. NCBI's taxonomy places the organism in Eukaryota, Viridiplantae, Streptophyta, Magnoliopsida, Fagales, Betulaceae. The coding region runs from base 137 to 1231 and encodes 364 amino acids. Gene Ontology annotation, cellular component: mitochondrion. The record is from RefSeq and is a predicted model, not a curated record. Gene Ontology annotation, molecular function: isocitrate dehydrogenase (NAD+) activity. Gene Ontology annotation, biological process: tricarboxylic acid cycle; isocitrate metabolic process.